UGUGGGCGCUGUCUUCGUUAAGUACCUUGUCUAGCUGAACUUCACGGGUUUCCUCUUGUCAGUUGCUAUAAUGGCUUCCUACGGAGCCCAGCACUACUAGUACAGUCCCUCUCUAUGUGACUGUCCCUGUCAUCCUUCAACUAGGACACGAAUAAGGGCUUUCUGCACGCCGCGAAGGCCGGGAGUAUCUGUAUUGCGAGCAGGGACAAAAGCGAAACCGGAAAGAAGCCAGCUAGCUGCUCUCACUCGGCGGGAGAGACCUGCACAGCGCAGAAACUAAGGAGCGGGACGAUCCUGGGGGCGAUCGCCGCGGCCUAAGACACCUCACAAGGAAAGACGUCGCCGCCCUCCCUCUAGGCGUCCCCACCGCUUCCCCGAAGCUCCGCAGCCCAGCUAGGCACUCAUGGUCGUGCCGGCCAAGGCAGUGAUCGUGCCCGGGAAUGGAGGCGGGGACGUGGCCACCCACGGCUGGUACGGCUGGGCCAAAAGGGCGCUGGAGCAGAUACCUGGUUUCCAGUGUUUGGCUAAAAACAUGCCUGACCCAAUUACAGCCCGGGAGAGCAUCUGGCUGCCCUUCAUGGAGACGGAGCUGCAGUGUGACGAGAAGACCAUCAUCAUAGGCCACAGCUCUGGCGCCAUCGCAGCCAUGAGGUAUGCAGAGACACAUUGUGUCUAUGCUAUUGUGUUAGUGUCGGCAUACACAUCAGACUUGGGCGAUGAAAAUGAGCGUGCAAGUGGAUACUUCAGCCGCCCCUGGCAGUGGGAGAAGAUCAAGGCCAACUGCACUCACAUUGUACAGUUUGGCUCCACAGAUGACCCUUUCCUGCCCUGGAAGGAACAGCAAGAAGUGGCAGACAAGCUGGGGGCCAAGCUGUACAAAUUCACUGACCGCGGCCACUUCCAGAACACAGAGUUCCACGAGCUGAUCAGCGUGGUGAAGUCCAUGCUGCAGGCGCCCUCGUAAUCAGGACAGUGCCCACUGCCCACAGCCCUGGGCAGAGAGGGCAGGGAUGCCAUCCCUGGCACCAGGCAUCACAGGGGGUCAGACUCCAGAAGCACCUGAGAACACUCAUUUCCUGCCUUGCUCCAGGUCACACACAGCAUUUCAUUUUCCACAGAAUCUAAGUCUUCCUGAACUGCUGGGGACUACAGCAGGGCUCCUCCCAUGGCCAAGGGACCCAAGGACACACAGCUGAGCUGCUACUCACCUUCAAGGUAGUCCUUAGGUAUCUAGAGAGUAAGUUAGAAAUGGGCCCCAGCUUUUCUCAUCUCAGUCCAGAUGAAAGCUAAACAUUUUCAUGUAUGUUGGAUAUCUACAAUCUUUUCCUUGUAGAAAUAAAACUUUUCUCUUUUAGGGAAAGGAAAUGUGAGUAAAGGUCCAGAGAAUCAGCUUAGAGCUCGAAACAUGACUAGGGUUUCAGCUGGCUCAGGAUAUGAAACCCUCCACAGGUGACCUUGCUCUCUGCUCCUUCAGACAGGGUGAGGGAGACUGACACACAGGGAGGCUGAGUCAGGCAGUGCCUGGGUCAGUCCAGGAACAGAAGCACAGCCUCAUAUAAUAUCCACCAGGUGACUGACUGUUGUACAGAAAGUUCAGCUCUGUCUGAGUUGUUGCCAUGGGUAAGCAUGAUAAAGUCUAGCCAGUUUUUGGAUUUUUCUAGGAAAAAUUAACUUCAUCCUGUAGUGUUUAAAUUUGGGGAGCACAUACAUGUGUCUAUAACCCUGUGUCCAGGAAUUAUAGUAAGUUAUAUCCGUAUGGAUUAGAGUAGUUGGGAGGCACACUGUGAAUUAGAAGUUUUGCCACUGUGGCCAGAUCCAAGUCAUGUGUUUGAGGACUGUAGCCACAGGCAUUAACUGACCCAACUGCUUUGGGGUAAUUCUGAUUAAGGAUGGAAAAAAACCAAAAUGAGCGUGUUGCAAGAUAAAACACAUGGCAAUAAUUGGAAUUUGAUACAAGUAUUUUUUAAGAUAACUUUUCUCUUGGCUGGGGACAUGGCUCAGUGGCAUAUCAUCUGCCUGGCAAGGUCGUGAGCUCAAUUCCCAGUACCAAAAAAUAUAAGUAACAUUUCUCCCCAAACAAGCAAACAAAAGAUAACCUUUCCAGCUAGGCAUUAAGUGCAUACCUGUUAUCUAUACUCUGGGAGGCUGAGGCAGGAGGAUCAGAAGCUCAAACAUGGUGUGUCCUAGCAUGGGCGAUUUAGUGAUUUAGCCAGACCCUAUCUCAAGAUAAAGUAUGUUAACCAAGAGGUAGGGAUAUGAAGGCCUUGAUUUUAGUCCCUAGUACCAGAAAACCCAAAAGCAACACAGAAUGCCUUUCUAUCCUUCACAUUUUGUUCUGCAGAGUUCAACCUUUUAACUUCCAAAAGAGUUCUUUGAACCAUUCCAAGAUUUUUUUCUUCUGAUCAUAUAUACCUCAAACAAAACAAUUUUUUAAAUUCCCAACCUUUUUUUUUUUUUUUUUUUUUUUUUGGCUAUUUGCUAAAUAUUGCCUCAAUUUCCACUGAAUUCACAUUUAAUGUUCAAGAAUUUGGGUCUGAGGCAGAAAUGGGAUUUCCUAGACUGUUUAUGCUUACAGAGGAUUGAGAGGCACCGUAAGGCAAAGAGUCUUGGUUUCUAGACAUGAUCAAAGUCUGGAAAAGACAUUUGAACUUUUAAUAGCAGCUAUCUUGGGGAAUGAAAAUUUGGCAGGUACAUGUGACAAGUCUUCAUUUUACUUUUUCCACCUGGGGAUUAUCUGAAUUUAUUACAUUGAACAAAACUUAUUUGACAAGUUAGUAAAAAGCAAAUUAGAUACAUUAGUAGAAUAAUGUUCUUAGAGACUGGUUAUCACUGAUUUGACCAAACUUACAAUCAGAAUUUAAUUUUACUUUAAUCAUUUGUAAUUAGUAAUUGCAUUACUCUGCCUUGCUUUGUUUCCUAUAAAUGUAUAUAAACAACAA
Molecule: messenger RNA, 2939 nt
Organism: Cavia porcellus (domestic guinea pig)
Lineage: Eukaryota; Metazoa; Chordata; Mammalia; Rodentia; Caviidae
Gene: Rbbp9
Product: RB binding protein 9, serine hydrolase
Exons: 5
Coding region: 404-964 (186 amino acids)
Molecular function (GO): hydrolase activity
Source: RefSeq, a predicted model, not a curated record